Actinia tenebrosa (Australian red waratah sea anemone) is the source of this 2231-nucleotide messenger RNA. Its product is annotated as scavenger receptor cysteine-rich domain-containing protein DMBT1. NCBI's taxonomy places the organism in Eukaryota, Metazoa, Cnidaria, Anthozoa, Actiniaria, Actiniidae. Gene Ontology annotation, cellular component: membrane. The record is from RefSeq and is a predicted model, not a curated record.
GUAAAUCAAAGACAACAUUUCGGUUUUCAACCUAAUUGUGUCAAGCUGGAACUGAGAGAAAACGAAGUCUGUGUUUUAGAAACAUGUUUCGUUGUUUAAAAGAAGUUCUAUCGGGCACCAUCCUUAUUCUAUACAGCAUGAGAAAUACAACGUAUUUAACCUUAAUUUUCAGUCUAUGGCUAGCUUUAACUUUACCGCAAAUAGGAUUCACGUCAACCGUCCAUGUACGUUUGGUGGAUAACACGGUACCUAACGCUGGUCGAGUGGAAAUAGGCUACAAAGGUGUUUGGAAAUCUGUCUGUGGCACAAACUGGUAUAUCAGGGAGGCUAAUGUUGCGUGUAGAAUGAUGGGGUACAACCAAGGUGCUGCAGCAGCCAUCAAUGGAAUGACAAGUUCUGAUGAUGCUUGGCCGUCGAUUAUUUCCUGCAGAGGACAAGAGGACGCCAUAACUUUUGAAGAAUGUACCAUUAGAAACCGAAAAUUUAAACCUUGUGCGCAUGACAGGAGAGCUGGUGUUGUAUGUAAAUCAGUGCUCGACCCAAACAUAACUGUUCGUCUGGUGGAUGGAAGAACCAGAAAUCAAGGCCGAGUAGAGGUUCGAUACUUUGGAAUCUGGGGCACAGUCUGCGAUGAUGACUGGGACCUAGCAGAUGCUCACGUGGUCUGUCGUAUGCUGAACUACAGCAAAGCAUUAUGGGCAGGAACUGUGAAAGUAAAAGGUAGUGGACCAAUCUUACUGGACAAUCUAAUGUGCAAUGGAAAGGAAAGGUCUUUGGAAGAAUGUAGACAGAAGCCUUGGGGGAAACACGACUGUCACCAUGGUGAAGAUGCAAAUGUCACGUGUGAAGACAGAAAACAUCAAUCUUCCUUCGAUGUACAAGUUCGUCUUACCGGAGGCCAAAGUCACUUUGGUCAAGUAGAAGUGCGUUACAAUGGCACCUGGAUACCAGUCUGUGAUGAUACUUGGGACAUAUCAGACGCUCACGUGAUCUGCAGAAUGCUCGGUUUCAAUAGAGCGCUUGUAGCAAUUCCAAGGUUCAGUGUUGGGCAAAGAGGAUUCUGGUUGAGUGGUCUGGGAUGUAAUGGCGAUGAACAUUCGAUUAGUGAAUGUUAUCAUCAUGGCUGGAUGAAUAACAAAUACAGAAGGUUUUACAAUGCUGCAGUCAUAUGCAAAGUACACAACGAUCAGGGUGCAAAUUUAGCUGUUCGUUUGAUGAAUGGAAGUACUCCAAAUGAAGGCCGAGUAGAGGUUCGAUACUAUGGAGUCUGGGGAACAGUGUGUAGUUUUGGUGGAUGGGGACUACGCGAUGCUCACGUAGUCUGUCGCAUGUUGAACUACAGCAGAUCUUCUUGGGCUGGUGUCGCUAAGCUUAAAGGAAGUGGCCUCGUUUUACUGGACAAUUUAAAAUGUAACGGUAACGAGAAAUCACUGGAACACUGCCCUGAUAUCCGCUGGGGUCGCAAUUACUGCAGUCAUUAUAGAGAUGCAGGUGUGAAAUGUGAAAUGACGACACAAGAGGAAUCAUCCAUUAUUGUUCGCCUUGUGAAAAAGAAACAAAAAAAUGUUGGUGGAAUUGAAGUCAAGUAUAAUGGAACUUGGAGACCAGUCUGUGAUGACUCGUGGAGUAUAUUAGAAGCUAUCGUGGCGUGUCGAAUGCUCGGUUAUGAGACAGCUUUAGCUGGAAUAAAGAAGUAUAGUAUAGGAAAGGAUGGAUCGUGGAUGGGUGGUGUGGUAUGUAGCGGAGAUGAAUUAUCCAUCGGUAAAUGUUCUCAUCGUGGAUGGUCCAAUACCAAGUGCCAUGAAAAAUUCUAUGCCGGUGUUGUGUGCGUAAUAAAUAAAGAUCCUCCUCCAGUGCAAAUUCGUUUAGAAGACGGAAGUUUACCCAACUCUGGCCGUGUCGCUGUUCGCUAUGGUAACGUAUGGGGCACAAUAUGUAACAAGGGACUAGACAUCAAUGAUGCUAAAGUGAUUUGUCGUAUGCUCGGAUAUACCGGGGCAAGAAAGGUGUAUCCGGUUAAUAGUUUUGUUCUCUCAAGUGACAUUAUCUGGCUGAGUGACCUGGAGUGUAAUGGAACAGAGAACUCGAUCGUUGACUGUCGCCAUCCAGGAUGGGGACAAACGAAGACGUGUAAAGAAAACGAUGGAGGGGUUGUGUGCACAACAGCUGGAGCCCCACCAAUACAGAUUAGAGAUACCAAAGACAUUUCUUAUUCGAAUGUAGUGAUCUUU